Trichomycterus rosablanca is the source of this 641-nucleotide messenger RNA. It is a transcript of the gene lamtor5, whose product is annotated as late endosomal/lysosomal adaptor, MAPK and MTOR activator 5. The record is from RefSeq and is a predicted model, not a curated record. Gene Ontology annotation, molecular function: guanyl-nucleotide exchange factor activity. NCBI's taxonomy places the organism in Eukaryota, Metazoa, Chordata, Actinopteri, Siluriformes, Trichomycteridae. Gene Ontology annotation, cellular component: Ragulator complex; lysosome; cytoplasm. Bases 102 to 377 code for a protein of 91 amino acids. Gene Ontology annotation, biological process: cellular response to amino acid stimulus; positive regulation of TORC1 signaling. The transcript has 4 exons.
CAUGUGAUUUUAGCGCAAACUUCCCAUAAGCUAAUCGUGGUUAGCUUGUUUAUGCUACAUUUACUGUUUUUAUAUUUAUUUCACCUGGUUUAUCAGUAAUUAUGGAAGCCACCCUGGAGCAGCACCUCGACGACACGAUGAAAAAUCCAGCUAUAGUUGGUGUUUUGUGUACAGAUGCACAAGGACAUAAUCUCGGCUGUCGUGGAUCUUUGUCUGAUGAGCAUGGUGGAGUCGUGUCUGUUCUGGCCAAACAAGCUGCUUCUCUAACUAAAGACCCUACAGACUUGCCAACUGUAUGCCUUGAAUGUGACUCCGGAAAUGUGCUGGUGAAAACACAUGGAACCAUCACAGUAGCUGUGCACAAGAUGGUGUCAUGAACCUGGGUUUGGAUCUGUGUUUCGUACUUGCCAGGUCUUAAAGCUGUUAAUGGUGAACUGUAACUUUGUACAUCACAACCCAUUACAUUUGGUUUGCAGGAGGUCCAUAUGCUUCAAUAUUGACUAAAUGUUAUAUUUUCAUUUGCUUUUAAUAUUAUUUGAAGAAGGUCACUGAAUUGCACAUGUGAAUACUAACAUUUGUUAUUAUUGUAAAAUUAAACAUCUAAUGUUUGUUUAAAUCAAUAAAUUUGGUUAAUUAGUGAA